GCUCUCCACUAGGAAACGGAAGGGGACGGGCUCCGAGCGCGGCGUUUUGGGAGCGCGAGGUAUUCUGGGAGCGCGGGACCGCCAUUCGCUCGCCUCACGCCCUCGCAGUCGCCUGAGUCGCCGCCGCUGCACCGGGAGGGAAGAGGAGGCCGGAGCCGAGCUCGCUUCCUGCCAAGAUGUCUAUCGGCGUGCCCAUCAAAGUCCUGCACGAAGCCGAGGGCCACAUCGUCACGUGCGAGACCAACACCGGCGAGGUGUACCGCGGGAAGCUCAUCGAGGCGGAGGACAACAUGAACUGCCAGAUGUCCAACAUCACAGUCACAUACAGAGACGGCCGAGUGGCCCAGCUGGAGCAGGUGUACAUCCGUGGGAGCAAGAUCCGCUUUCUGAUUUUGCCUGACAUGCUGAAAAACGCGCCCAUGUUAAAGAGCAUGAAAAACAAAAACCAAGGCUCGGGGGCUGGCCGGGGGAAAGCUGCGAUUCUGAAGGCCCAAGUGGCCGCGAGAGGAAGAGGACGCGGAAUGGGACGCGGGAACAUCUUCCAGAAGCGAAGAUAAAUGUCUGCUGCUCAGAACUGUCCCUUGUCUUUGCAGAUCCUCUGGGUUCGCUGGCGUGUGUGCUCUGUGUAUGGUCCUCACUGUUCUUUUGACAUCUUUCUUUUUAGAUCAGGAGAAAUAUUCAACUAAAUAAAGAUGGUGGCUGUUUUUUCUUUUUGUGAAAA
Messenger RNA from Myotis daubentonii (Daubenton's bat), 721 nucleotides. It is a transcript of the gene SNRPD3, whose product is annotated as small nuclear ribonucleoprotein D3 polypeptide. Gene Ontology annotation, biological process: spliceosomal snRNP assembly; RNA processing. The record is from RefSeq and is a predicted model, not a curated record. Lineage: Eukaryota; Metazoa; Chordata; Mammalia; Chiroptera; Vespertilionidae. Gene Ontology annotation, cellular component: spliceosomal complex. Gene Ontology annotation, molecular function: RNA binding.